This is a messenger RNA of Caenorhabditis remanei, 1485 nucleotides long. RefSeq lists its product as uncharacterized. Gene Ontology annotation, biological process: triglyceride biosynthetic process. Gene Ontology annotation, cellular component: endoplasmic reticulum membrane. NCBI's taxonomy places the organism in Eukaryota, Metazoa, Nematoda, Chromadorea, Rhabditida, Rhabditidae. Bases 1 to 1485 code for a protein of 494 amino acids. The record is from RefSeq and is a predicted model, not a curated record. Gene Ontology annotation, molecular function: diacylglycerol O-acyltransferase activity. The transcript has 7 exons.
AUGCGACACCAAGCAACACGACGACGACGAGCGCCGUCGGAAACCUCUUCGAUCGCAUCGAGUCGACGCUCGUCAUUCGCACAAAAUGGGAAUUCGUCGCGGAAAAGUUCCGAGUUGAAAGGACCAUGCGAAAAAGUGGUUCAUACCGCCCAAGAUUCGCUGUUCUCGACGAGUUCUGGGUGGACAAACUUUCGUGGAUUCUUCAAUUUGUCGAUUUUGUUGCUGGUUCUGUCAAACGGUCGCGUUGCUUUGGAGAAUGUGAUCAAGUAUGGAAUACUCAUCACCCCACUCCAAUGGAUCUCCACAUUCGUCGAGCACAACUAUUCGAUAUGGAGUUGGCCGAAUCUCGCGCUGAUUCUUUGCUCGAAUUUUCAGAUUUUGCUGGUGUUGGGGGUGGAGAAGAUACUUGAACGCGGAUGGCUGGGCAACGUGUUCGCCGCCGUCUUCUACACGACUCUCGUGAUUCUCCAUUUGAUGAUUCCGGUCGUCGUCACGCUCACCCAUACGUGGAAAAACCCGCUAUGGUCGGUGGUAAUGAUGGGCGUCUACGUGAUCGAAGCGCUGAAAUUCAUCUCCUACGGACACGUCAACUACUGGGCACGUGAUGCUCGUCGCAAAAUCACCGAACUCAAAACGCAAGUCACCGAUUUGGCGAAAAAAACGUGCGAUCCGAAGCAGUUUUGGGAUUUGAAGGAUGAGCUAUCGAUGCAUCAGAUGGCGGCGUCCUAUCCAGCGAAUCUGUCGCUUUCAAAUAUUUAUUAUUUCAUGGCCGCACCCACACUGUGCUACGAAUUCAAGUUUCCAAGGACUCUGAGGAUUCGAAAGCAUUUUUUGAUUAAAAGAACAAUCGAACUCGUUUUUCUCUCUUUCCUUAUCGCUGCAUUAGUUCAACAAUGGGUUGUGCCAACUGUAAGGAAUAGUAUGAAGCCACUGAGUGAAAUGGAGUUGCCACGAUGCAUGGAACGUCUUCUGAAACUGGCGAUUCCGAAUCACUUGAUCUGGUUGCUCUUCUUCUACACAUUCUUCCACUCCUUCUUGAAUCUUGUCGCCGAACUUUUGAGAUUCGCCGAUCGAGAAUUCUAUCGAGACUUCUGGAACGCUGAGACCAUUUCUUACUUCUGGAAAUCAUGGAAUAUCCCGGUCCAUCGCUUCGCUGUACGCCACAUUUACAGCCCCAUGAUGCGCAACAAUUUCUCGAAAAUGAGCGCGUUUUUUGUGGUUUUCUUCGUUUCAGCGUUCUUCCACGAGUAUUUGGUGUCGGUGCCGCUGAAAAUGUUCCGAUUGUGGUCCUAUUACGGAAUGAUGGGACAGAUUCCGUUAUCUUAUGUGACGGAUAAGAUUGUGAGAGGCGGGAGAACUGGAAAUAUCAUCGUCUGGCUCUCACUCAUCGUCGGACAACCGCUUGCGAUUCUCAUGUAUGGACACGACUGGUACAUCCUGAACUUUGGAGUUUCAUCUGUCACAAAUCAGACAAUCGUUAUCUAA